Messenger RNA from Loxodonta africana (African savanna elephant), 4417 nucleotides. RefSeq names its product zinc finger DHHC-type palmitoyltransferase 7 (gene ZDHHC7). Gene Ontology annotation, molecular function: protein-cysteine S-palmitoyltransferase activity. Gene Ontology annotation, biological process: peptidyl-L-cysteine S-palmitoylation; protein targeting to membrane. The transcript has 8 exons. Bases 192 to 1121 code for a protein of 309 amino acids. Gene Ontology annotation, cellular component: endoplasmic reticulum; Golgi apparatus. The record is from RefSeq and is a predicted model, not a curated record. NCBI's taxonomy places the organism in Eukaryota, Metazoa, Chordata, Mammalia, Proboscidea, Elephantidae.
AUGAUGCGUCCCCGCCUCGGCCGCUGCAGUUGCCGCCGCCGCCGCCGCCGCAGGCCGGGAGGAGCCGCAGCGCCGGGCGACCCCGCCCGGGCCUCGGAUCCUAUCACAUAGGAACACUAUGCACCUUAAGACCCUGAAGAAAAGGCGCAAAAUGUUCAAGUAAUGUUCAGAAAUAUUUUUUGAGGGAAAUCAUGCAGUCAUCAGGACACAGGCUCCGAGAUGUCGAACAUCAUCCUCUCCUGACUGAAAAUGACAAUUACGACUCCUCGUCCUCUUCCUCCUCCUCUGAGGCCGACACGGCAGAUAGGGUGUGGUUCAUUCGGGAUGGCUGUGGCAUGGUCUGCGCUGUCAUGACCUGGCUUCUGGUCGUCUACGCCGACUUCGUGGUGACAUUUGUCAUGCUGCUGCCUUCCAAAGACUUCUGGUACUCUAUGAUCAACGGGGUCAUUUUUAACUGCUUAGCGGUCCUCGCCUUGUCAUCUCACCUGAGAACCAUGCUCACCGACCCUGGAGCAGUACCCAAAGGAAAUGCUACGAAGGAGUACAUGGAGAGCCUGCAGCUGAAGCCGGGCGAGGUCAUUUACAAGUGCCCCAAGUGCUGCUGUAUCAAGCCGGAGCGUGCACACCAUUGCAGUAUAUGCAAGAGAUGCAUCCGGAAAAUGGACCACCACUGCCCCUGGGUGAACAACUGUGUGGGAGAGAAGAAUCAGAGGUUUUUUGUGCUCUUCACUAUGUACAUAGCUCUGUCUUCAGUCCAUGCUCUGAUUCUCUGUGGAUUUCAGUUUUUUUCCUGUGUCCGAGGGCAGUGGACAGAAUGCAGUGAUUUUUCACCACCAAUAACUGUAAUCCUGUUGAUCUUCCUGUGCCUUGAGGGUCUUCUGUUUUUCACUUUCACUGCAGUUAUGUUCGGCACCCAAAUCCACUCAAUAUGCAACGAUGAAACGGAGAUCGAGAGACUGAAAAGCGAAAAGCCCACGUGGGAGCGGAGGCUUCGCUGGGAAGGGAUGAAGUCUGUCUUUGGGGGUCCCCCCUCACUCCUCUGGAUAAAUCCGUUUGUAGGAUUUCGAUUCAGGCGGCUGCAGAUGAGAACCAGGAAAGGAGGCCCGGAGUUCUCUGUUUAAGGCUGCUUAUCAUGCUGGAACUUGCUCACAUACUUUAAAUUAUUUAUUCGGAGUCUGAAAGGGUAUCAGCAGCUCAUCUGUGACCAGUAGGGGAAACUGAACCUACACAAACCAAUUGCUUGCAGCAAGCAGAAUUUUAUAUAUUUAUAGUCACAGGUGGCAGAUUUUCCAAACCAAUAACUGGACGAUGCUCUGACCAGCGUUCACCCAUACGACUGGUGCACGGGGCGUGGCCACACCAAGAAGCCAAAUGUCAGUAUCUUCUUGCACAGUUAGGAUUUUUGUUAAGAAUACUUUGCGUUUUAUAAGAAGCCGUUCGGGAUGUUAUAUCGGUUGUUACAAUCCUGUGAAUGAGCUGCAUUUUUCAGUCACGAAGAAGAAAAAAACCAACCCAGAAAACACGAAUCCCCAGACUGGCCGCUCCAGGGAGUCCCUGUUUACCCGGGAUUCACGAGUGCUCCCCGUGAUCAGAGAGGGGCAUUUACGUGGAAACACAUCGUGGUCUUGAUUCGCUCUGAUGUUUACUUUGCACUGAAGUUGCAAAAGAUCUGUGUGCCCGGAGCAGCCCUGGUGGGCUCCAGGUCCAUGCCUGCUGCCUCCAGAAGUGGCAUUCUUCAACCCUUUCAGCAUAUCCCAUGUGCGUGCGUGUAUGUGCGUGUGCGUGCCCUUGUGUUUUGAAACCAGCGGUGUUGUUGAGACGAUAUAACAUUGAGUGGCUGCGAAUGGCAAACAAGCUAUUUUUUAGAAACCGACGUUUCAGGGAAGAGGGGUGAGCUGCUACGGUGCCCUCCUCUGGCAGGCUCACUGUGAAUGAGCUGCUGCAGUGCCCUCCUCUGGUGGGCUCACUCUGAAUGUAUUGCAGAUUGGAGAAUAUCUCUAUCCAAAGAACAGUCAUUCCCAUGUGGUCCUGUAUUUCCCUCCUGUUUUCGUUUUAUUUUCAAAUCUUAAGUACGUGAGGGCCUUAGAAUGGAUUUUUUUGUCUCCAGAUGAGCAGUAUAAUAAUGGCACCCUCGUAAGUGAAGAGCAAAGUCUUGUGGUGGCCUCGAACUUUGUGCAGCUCCAUGCUGUGAUGCCGUCAUUGCUGUGCAGGAGAGGGGAGGCAUGCCAACGGUGAAACACCACAAGAAACAAGGUGUUUGCCUGGUGACACCUCUGAGAAGGGGAGGGGACCGCAAGGCCACCCGCCCUCUGGCAGGGGCAACUUUGUGCCUUGGUUGCAGGUGACAGUAGAAGACCAGAGUGAAAGCACUGAGCCAGGUGAAGAAUAAUCAGAGUGACAACAGCCUGUUUGAUCUUGAAUGUCAUUUAUGUUUGCUUUUCUACCCACCACACAAGUGAUAAAAUAGGGACCUUGAUGCAGAACUUAAAAUUACUCCAAAAAGCAAACGCUCUCCUCUCGGGGAACUUGCCUUAACCCUGCCUGAUUUGUGCGGUUGAUAGCAGAUUCCAGAGGUCUUCCUUCAAGUUCGCCUCCCAUGCUAAGAAAAGCUGGUGUUUCCCUCCUGUUCUGUUUACCUGUGGACUGUUUUAUUAUUAUUUUUUUUUAAUUAAUCUGUACCCGAUCCUAAUCAGGGCUUAUACCACUGUUGAUGCAAAAUCACAAAAGGACCUACUUGAUUUACCAUUGGUAGCUAAGAACAAAACUGUGUGAUGAUUUUGAAAUGGAACAAAUCACUGGGGAAAUGUGCGAGCUAUUGGGAACGGACGUCACAGCCAGAGGAACAAGAGCACCUGUUGUGGGUGACCAGGAGAUUGUCUUGCAUAUCCAUUUGCACACCUGUUGUCUGGGUUGGACAUGUGUAUUGGGCUUCAAUGUGAGGCUUUUAAUAAGUGUAUGUUGUUUAUCAAUAAACAAAUUAUUGAAGUGGUUGAAUCCUGUAAGUCUUGGCAAAGUUGUGCAAGUCCAGUAUACUUGCCUUUUCAGCCUCUUCUUUCAAUGUAACUUUUAUAUGAAAUAAAGUAACCAAUUGACAGUUCUCAGAGACUUGAUGAAGUGGCAGAAGUUCUUCAUGGAUGUCAGUGCGUCUUCGGUGGCUGGCCUGUCUUUCCUGUCCUCGGUACUGUCCUCAGCCCCCCGGUAGUCCUAGUCAGGCCAGUGCUGUUUCCCGACCUCUGAGUGCUUUAGUGCCGGUGAUGGACUGCAACAUCCCCUCCAAACCCUGGUCAGUCAGGUGUUACUCUCCCUGACUCGCCACACCCACAUCCUACUGUUCUCUGGCUGUUUGAUUGUAAAUGGACUUGCAUCCAGGGUCUUAGUUAUCUAGUGCUGCUGUAACAGAAAUACCACAUGUGGGUGACUUUAACAAACAGAAAUUUAUUCUCUCACAGUUUAGGAAGCUAGAAGUCCAAAAUUAGAGCACGGGCUCUAGGGGAAGGCUUUCUCUCUCUGCCAGCUCUGGAGAAAGGUUCUUCUCUGAGCUUCUGCUCCUGGACAGUCUCCAUGCUGCUGGGCAUCUCUCUUCCCCCAUCUCUGCUCUCACACUUGUUUCAAUCUCUUACAUCUCAAAGGAGAUUACUCAAAACACACCCUACAGUAACCCUGCUUCAUUAACAUAACAAAGACAACCCAUUCCUAAAUGGGAUUAUAACCACAGGCAUAGAUGUAGGAUUUACAACACAUAUUUUUGGGGGACACAAUUUGUAACAUUCCAUCCUUCUGUGCCAGAAAUUCAUGUCCUUCCCACAUGCAAAACAUAUUCACCCCAUCACAUCACCCCAAAAAUCUUAAAUCAGCUCCACGUCUAAAAUCUCAUCUGCUGAAUCAUCUAAAUCAAAUAUGGGUGAGACGUUAGGUGUCUUCCAUCCUGGGGCAAAAUCCUCUUCAUGUGUGAACGUGUGAAAUCUAGACUACAAGUUACCUGUUUCUAAAGUACAGUGGUGGAACAGGCACAAGGUAGACAUUUCCACUACAAAUGGGAGAAAUUGGAGGGAAAGCAGGGAUAAUGGGGAUCCAGCAAGUCCAAAAACCAACAGAACAAUUUACUUUAGCUCUCAAGACUUGAAAAUAACCCUCUGUUCUCUAAGACCACCUGGGCAAUGCUUCUGCCCUCCAGACUCUGAGUGUUGGCCAUGUCCCCUAGAUUCUGGAUGGAAGCCCCUCAGCCCUGGGCUUCAGCUCCACCUUCUAGGCCCACUGGGACAGUAACUCCGCUUCCCCGGCUUUGGGUGGCCCCAUGCUCCUAGUCCAGCUGAGUGGCAACCCCACCCCCUUGGCCCUGGCAGGCCCCGUUGUUUUGCCCCUUGGGCAUGGCAGCCCCACACCAGAAUUGAAUUGGAGAAGAUCCGACUCUGAAACC